This is a messenger RNA of Osmerus eperlanus (European smelt), 798 nucleotides long. RefSeq names its product gastrotropin-like. NCBI's taxonomy places the organism in Eukaryota, Metazoa, Chordata, Actinopteri, Osmeriformes, Osmeridae. The coding region runs from base 174 to 545 and encodes 123 amino acids. The transcript is spliced from 5 exons. The record is from RefSeq and is a predicted model, not a curated record.
CAAAACUAUAUCUUACCAUGCAGUUGCAUAUACUCAUCAAAGUUCUCCUUUCUCACCAUCUGGUAUUUCCCGGUGAAGGACAUGGCUGAUUAGAGGAGCUUUGUCGGAGGACAAGAUGAGGAGCUCAAUGUGUCUCAGCAGACUGCUUGAACCUCGCCAGCUCCUGCUCUACAAUGUUCAAGGGAACGUAUGAAGUGGAGUCGGUGGAGAAGAGGGAUGAGUUCUGGGAGGCCUUAGGCUCAGGUAAACCCGAGACCAUGGAAAAGGUGACGGAGCUGUCUCAAACUGGAAUGGAAAUCACCUGGACUCGGCCCGAAGGUCCAAGAAACUGGACAAACAAGUUCACAAUUGGCAAGGAGUGCGAGCUCACCACCAGAAGAGGGUUAAUUUUCAAGGCUAUUCCCGCCUACAUGAUGGGGACUCUUAUCGUCCAGUUUCCAGCCUUCCUCUUUACAGCACAGAUAGUUGAAGGAAAGCUAAUUGAGACAUACACUGUACCUGGGGAGAAAGGAGUGACCAUGAAGAAAGUCAGCAUUCAAAUCUAAAGGCGUUGGUCUACAUUCUCACCACUAGGGGGCGGGUGUCUGAUGUCUCAAUGCUUGAUAUGUAAUUGAAACAGCGACAUCUAGCGCCUGUUCGGGUUGUAGGCUAGACGCUGAGAGAAUUAACUGUGCCGUAGCCAAAUAUUUUUGUGCUUAUUAACGGAAAACUCGAAAUAUAAUCAUCCCUGUUGUCAGCAAUCACAGCAUACAUUUUCUUUACUGCUUUACUACAAUAAAACCGCUCUGAAUAAAAAAU